CUCGCGGUGACAACUUCCGUUUCCGGUUGCCUCCGGCUGGUGGGUUGAAUCUUGAGUGUCCUGAGAGGUCAGAUUGCUGUCAGACAUGGCCCAUGGACAUGGACAUAAACAUGGUCAUAGUAAAAUGGAACUUCCAGAUUAUAAACAAUGGACUAUAGAAGGGACACCAUUAGAAACUGUCCAGGAGAAGCUGGCUGCACGAGGGCUAAGGGAUCCAUGGGGCCGCAAUGAAGCUUGGAGAUACAUGGGUGGCUUUGCAAAUAAUGUUUCCUUCGUUGGUGCAUUAUUAAAAGGAUUCAAAUGGGGAUUUGCUGCAUUUGUGGUAGCUAUAGGGGCUGAAUAUUACCUGGAGUCCCAGAAAAAAGAUAAGAAGCAUCACUGAAGAUAAUACCUGGAAUUAUCUUUUAAUGUCUUCUUAACUCUCUUAUAAAAAGAAUAUUUCUUCACUGUAGCCUACUCAUCUGUGUUUCUUCCUUAAAGAAUACUAGUAAGAUUUAAUAAAGUAAGAGAACAUGUA
Molecule: messenger RNA, 517 nt
Organism: Kogia breviceps (pygmy sperm whale)
Lineage: Eukaryota; Metazoa; Chordata; Mammalia; Artiodactyla; Physeteridae
Gene: NDUFB3
Product: NADH:ubiquinone oxidoreductase subunit B3
Biological process (GO): electron transport chain; mitochondrial respiratory chain complex I assembly
Cellular component (GO): mitochondrion
Source: RefSeq, a predicted model, not a curated record